GCUGUGGCGACACGACAGCAGCACCUCAAGAGCAAGAGCGUCUCGCCGAAGACCGCGGCCGUCCUACGAGAACUGGCGCCCGCGGGCGGUCCGCUUCCACGGCCGCGCGCUGCCGACCGACCUGAGCACGCUCGACACCAUCCUCGAGGCGUUCGUCACCGAGCUGUACUUCGAGGGCGAGGCCAUCAGCUCGGGCCGCAUGAUGUUGGCCGCGGUGGCCUUCAGCCUCAACCUCAGCUUCGGCGGCAACGGCGUCUUGCCUCGGACCGUGGCUCGCGAUCCUUGCCCCUGGAUCGCCCUUGCUCUCACCGUCGAGCAGCUGGUGAAGCGCGGCGGCGACGGGCUGGCAGCGGCGCGCGCAGCGGUCCUGAUGCAGGACGCCUACUUCCCGCCCUCGGAGGUGCUGAACAUCAGGCGCGCCGACGUCGCCGACGUCGCAGCCCGCGGGCCCCUGGCGAUCACCAUCGCGCCAGCCGUCCCUCGCUCGAAGGACGAGGAGGGAUCUGCGAUGGCGCCGGCCAAGACCGGCAAGUACGACGACGCGGUCCUGGUCCACGACGAGAUCUCGGUGCGGGCCGGCCGCGCGCUGUUCGCCGGCCUGGCGCUCGCGAAGCUCGAGCGGCUCUUCAGCGCCGCAGCGGCCGAGGCCGGCCUGGAGUCCCUGCGGCUGACGCCGCACAUGCUGCGCCGCGGCGGCCCCAUCGAGGACGCGCUGCACAACCACCGCACCUUGGCGCAGAUCCAGGAGCGCGGUCACUGGGAGGCGAAGGCCAGAGUCAAUAACUACGCCAAGCAGGGCCGCGUGCUGCGGCAGGUGCGCAAGCUGUCCGAGCACCAGCAGAAGCACGGCACGGCCCUGCUCCACAAGCUGCCCACGGAGAAGUCGGCAAUCCUCAACGCAUACCUGCAGGCUCGUACUCUGAUGCUCGUGGGAAAUAUUGCUUGGACGGAGGCAAUGGACUUGUUCAUUGAGUAUCUUGGAACCCAGCAGGCUCGUGAGAUCAGUCGCAGCGGCGGUCGUUCGAACGGUGCUCAUCGUCUGGCUUUCCACUCCAGGGCUGGCAUCUUCGAAUCCGUGGGAGGUGAGUACUGGUGGAGAGGACAUCUUCAGUGGUCGGAGAAAGG
Molecule: messenger RNA, 1125 nt
Organism: Prorocentrum cordatum
Lineage: Eukaryota; Dinophyceae; Prorocentrales; Prorocentraceae
Source: the annotation of a GenBank genome assembly